GGAGGUGGAUGAUCCGGUUUCUGGCUUGUCAAGGGAAAUCGGGGAAGUUGAACGGCAGAUUGCUGUGGUUGAGGGCCAAAUUAGUGCGGUUGAGGGCCAAAUCAGUGCGGUUGAGGGGCAACUCGAGCAACCAAAUGAUCCUGAGAAGGAGAAGCGGCUGUUCCAGAAGGGGAAGUGGCUGGUCGAGAAGGAGAAACAGCUGCGCAAGGAGAAAGAGCAGCUGCGCGAGGAGAAGAAGCAGCUGCGGGAUCUCUUACUGGAGUCCGAGGAACCAGUCAAAGCGGUUGGGACUGUGGCAAAUAUAGAUAGUCUCUUGGAUAGGUUUUGGCAUGAGUUGUGCAAGCCAAAUCGUGAAUAUCCCAAGGCGGAUGCGUUUCUGGCGGAUUUCCCAACGUGUAAAGUCCCACUGCCAAAAGAUCCUACAGAUGAAUGCCCCCGCCUCUUGUGGCAUGCACUAGACCAGCCUUUCGAAGCAUCCAAGCGUAUCAUAGAGGUAACUAACAAAGCGCGGCCGUCUCUUCAACGUGUCGGGAUCGGGGAAGACCAGGACAUUAUAUGAGAUCGCUGUAGCCCAGCGUGGGCUCUUCUUUGUGGGGGUCUCUGAGACUGGUACUGGAGCUGAAGGUUCAGGAGAUCUCAAGUUAGUGACAUCAAAGUUGCUGGAGCUGUAUCCAACUGGAGACAUUCCAGAAGUUAGUGCUGCAAUCUGCCUCAAAGCUUUGCUCAUCAGCAGGUUUUAUUUGCUGGGGCAGGUGGAGAAAAUGGGCUAUUUGACAGGUCAGGCAUGGCUCUUCAAGCAGGUUGCACUCCAGCAUUUCUAUGGCUUCAAAGAUCCGUUCAAGGCGCUCACCAUUAGACUUUUAAACUUGAUACGGACUGAGGAGGACUUGGAACGCAUUGAAGGUCAGUUCCAGGGGGUAUUGGAUCGUCUAAAAGGGAAUUGGGAUGGUCCGAUUAUAUUCGACGAGUGUCAAAUAAUAAAUUGCUGGUUGGAGAAGCGCUUUUCAUCAGCGAUUCUUGGUUGUAGCAGCAGAUCAUUUCUCGACAUUCUUGUGCCGGCACUCAUAGAUUGUGGAUUUCGACAAUUCUACUAUGCAGGCACAGGUGGUAGUAUGCUAGCCGUGGCACGGGGUUUCUCUGCCACUUUGAAGAGAAGAGCUUCUGUUAUUGUCUUUCAUGGAUUUGGUGGAUUCACCACUGUUGAGGACUUCAAGCUCUAUGCUGGGAAACUACUCCGAAGUGUGGAUGGUAUUGAUAUGCAGAGGGUCUGUGAUUUGUACAAAGGGAGGUACAGGUUUUUUGUCACAGCACUUGAGCAUUUCAUUGGGAGCAAGCGUCCCUUGGAGCAGGCAACAGAAUUCCUGAUUGACUUUUUUGAGAAGAUGUGCACCUCGAGUAAGAUCAGUCGUUCUCAGGAGGGUGUACCGAACAAAUCAGAAUUGCAAGUCUACAUGGAUAAGACGGUUCUGAGGGAUGUGGAGCAGUUUUUCGAAAGGACUCGGAAUGCUGCAGCGGUCAAGGAGCUAAAGGUGAUACUGUGUCACCAGAUGUUUGGGUCUAUAUCCACUGUACUCAACAUCAACAAUCCAUCUCUGAGCCUUGUGGAGUUCGGGUUAGCCUGGCUAAGCAGGGGAGACAGUGUUGCGUUGGAGGACUUGGAUAAGUUCUCUGCAAAGCAGGACAGAGACACUUGGAUCAAACUCCAGGAACCUGCUGUCAUUCGAGCUCUUUUCCAUUACUUUAGUAAUCGGCCAACAGUCUUUGAUGAGUUUUGUCAGCAGCAGGCAGUUUAAAGCUAAGGGCCAAGGCAGCGAUGUGACAGUGACAGUGGGUCUUGAGUCUGAAAGGCUGGCGGGGCUUAUGAUUGACGCAUUGGACGGAAAGGCUCCUGUAGACUUUGUGUCUCGCUUUCUUCAGAAUCGCUUUGUGAAACUGAGCAACAACAAUUGUGAAGUUCCUGCAAUAUAUUUUGAGAAGGCAAAGGUGGUGAAAGCACGCGUUGCAACAGGAGUUGUGACAAAGAUGUGCGGCAAAAGUCACACCCAUGGCUCCGACUGUUAUACACUUGAGCAGUAUCUCGACGACGUUGAAGGGCAGGCUGACGCACUUCCAACGGUUCUCUGGACUGGUGAUGGUGGCUGGGGUGCCUUUCGUCCAGACGCGUUGGUUUUUCUCACCAAGGAAAGGUGGCCUUCGGAGAUGUGAGGCGGAGUGGGCGAGCGAGAACGGGGCGCAAAGAAAUCCCCUUGGUUUCACCUCUGUCGGCUGUUUGGGCUGGGCGGAAACUUCGGGGGAUCGUCAACACGGAAUUGCUGGAUGCUGUGGAAGAGGUGAAGAAAGGUUUGAAGAAACGGAAAAGGGGGUGAAGUGCUCUGCUCGUCUUCGGCCCACUCACAGUUCUGCCCUGUGUCCUUGAUCUUCUGUUGGGAAGUUUUUCAGGGACCACAUCAAUAAAUCUCACUUUGUGAAAA
Molecule: messenger RNA, 2471 nt
Organism: Selaginella moellendorffii
Lineage: Eukaryota; Viridiplantae; Streptophyta; Lycopodiopsida; Selaginellales; Selaginellaceae
Exons: 3
Coding region: 762-1793 (343 amino acids)
Source: RefSeq, a predicted model, not a curated record